GUGCGACACAAUGAAUUUUGGCAUCAGUCAUCACUCGUAUUCAGCACUACACAGUCGUUAAACGAAAUACCAUAUUACAAUCAUGAGCGGACGCGGCAAAGCAGGCAAAAAGGGAGGCAAAUCCAAGACCAGGUCGUCCCGUGCCGGACUCCAGUUCCCGGUCGGUCGUAUUCAUCGUCUGUUGAGAAAAGGAAACUACGCCGAACGUGUCGGAGCAGGAGCACCGGUGUACCUGGCCGCCGUCAUGGAGUACUUGGCAGCUGAAGUUUUGGAGUUGGCAGGUAACGCCGCCCGAGAAAACAAGAAAUCUCGUAUCAUCCCCAGACAUUUGCAAUUGGCAAUCAGGAACGAUGAGGAAUUGAACAAAUUGUUGUCCGGAGUAACCAUCGCUCAAGGCGGUGUGUUGCCAAACAUCCAGGCCGUUCUCUUGCCCAAGAAGACCGAGAAGAAAGCUUAAAAAAACUUUAUAUCUACCCAUCUAAAACGGCCCUUUUCAGG
Molecule: messenger RNA, 498 nt
Organism: Myzus persicae (green peach aphid)
Lineage: Eukaryota; Metazoa; Arthropoda; Insecta; Hemiptera; Aphididae
Product: histone H2A-like
Exons: 1
Coding region: 83-457 (124 amino acids)
Cellular component (GO): nucleosome
Molecular function (GO): structural constituent of chromatin; protein heterodimerization activity; DNA binding
Source: RefSeq, a predicted model, not a curated record